This is a messenger RNA of Mobula hypostoma (lesser devil ray), 2667 nucleotides long. It is a transcript of the gene tamm41, whose product is annotated as TAM41 mitochondrial translocator assembly and maintenance homolog. Bases 108 to 1118 code for a protein of 336 amino acids. Gene Ontology annotation, cellular component: mitochondrion. The transcript is spliced from 8 exons. Lineage: Eukaryota; Metazoa; Chordata; Chondrichthyes; Myliobatiformes; Myliobatidae. Gene Ontology annotation, biological process: CDP-diacylglycerol biosynthetic process; cardiolipin biosynthetic process. Gene Ontology annotation, molecular function: phosphatidate cytidylyltransferase activity. The record is from RefSeq and is a predicted model, not a curated record.
GCGGAGCGCGUCCCCGCGGAUCACUUUCAUUACUUUACACCGGGGCUUGGAACUGGGGCGGGCCGUUGGUGGCGGCGGAGGAGGAGCGGCGGCGUGGGCUGGUAGACAUGUCGUUGCCAAUGUUGCAGAGUAACAGUGGGCUGAUGAGAAGGAUCCUGGCACACUUCCCCCGGGACCUGAGUCUGGCCUUCGCCUAUGGCUCCGGCCUCUUUGGGCAAGCUGGGCAGCCGGCACCCAGUAAUAAUGUGCUGGACUUUGUUUUUGCUGUUGAUGAUCCGGUCACUUGGCAUACAAUGAAUAUUAUGAAAAAUCCACGGCAUUAUUCUUUCUUGAGGUUUUUUGGACCAAGAUAUAUUAGUAAAAUACAGAAUAAUUAUGGAGCUGGAAUAUACUACAAUACAUUAGUACCAUGUGAUGACAGGAUAAUCAAAUAUGGUGUUAUCAGUACAGGAACUCUGAUUGAAGAUCUUCUACAUUGGAAAAAUUUAUACAUUGCUGGAAGACUACACAAACCUGUGAAAAUUUUAAUCCAAGAUGAGAAUGGCAAAUUGCAAGCUGCAUUAGCUAGAAAUCUGAAAAGUGCAGUAACAGCAGCCUUUCUCAUGCUGCCAGAAUCAUUCACUGAGGAGGAACUCUACGCUCGUAUCGCUGGACUUUCCUACUAUGGUGAUUUUAGAAUGAUUAUUGGAGAAGACCGAUCAAAAAUAAUGAAUAUAGUCAGUGCAAAUAUGGAAAAUUUCCAAAGACUCUACAAUAACAUUUUACAGGAGUGCCCUCAAGUGGUUUACAAGCAACAUUUGGGUAAAUUAGAGCUUGAUAAAAGUCCAGAAGGUCAAUUCAAUCUAUUAAUGGCGUUGCCCAGAACUCUUCAGCAAGAAAUCACUCGUUUGGUAGAUCAACCAGGAAAAAAUAGAGAUGUAGAGGAGAUCUUGCUUCAGGUAGCCCAGGACCCGGACUGUGGAUUAGUCAUACAGCAAAGUGUAGGUGGUAUCGUAAAGUCUUCAAGUAUAACCCAAAGUGCAAAAGGAAUACUUACUGCUGGUAUGAAAAAAACAAUUACCUACAGCAUGAAGAAGCUGCACAAAAUGUGGAGGGGAUGGAGAAGAAAAUCUUCCUGAAGUAUUUGAUAAUUAUAACUUAAUUUUUUAAUAAGUUAUUUUUUUAUUAAGGUUAUGAGCUAUUUGUUUUUUUCAUGUUAUUUGGAUGUUUGAUAAAAUUGUUUGCAUCAUCUUUCCAAAGUCUAGCAGCAUCAAUAAUUUAAUGCAUUUUAUUUCCAAGGAAUUUUAUGAAUACAUGCGUAUUAUUUAUGCUAAUGGCACAUUAUUGAAAAGCUUAGACAUUUUCAGCAGUGGGUAUUUAUUGAUGAAAGUGGAAUACUGCAUACUGCAUCAUACAAACUCUCCGGGAGUGUGUAAAGAUAAAUUCAAUUGGGAAAACAAGAAAUAGCUGAUAUAAAAUGAACCACUUUACCAACGUAGCAAUAUCAUUAUGAAUGUUUUAGUCAUGUGAGCUGUGCUUAUUUUAUGGAUUUUCUUUUCCAAUCACUUAGAAAUAGUUUUAAAUAUUUUGGUUUAAUUGAAUUCAUUGAAUAAUUGAACACUUUAUCGUAACUAAAUCAGAAGGUACAAAGAAGGUUAAACCAUGUAUUGCCCUGCCUAUGUACCAGGCGCCUCACUGCAUGGUGAAUUUACCCAUUGUAAUUAGUGCAAUUAAUAUUAUUAUUAUUAAUUAGUGCAGAAGGUGGCAACUAAUGACUGCACUGGAUCCAUGUCAGCUGUCAAAUUCAAGAAAUUCAAAUUAAAAAUUAAAAUAUUGUUGCUACUUUGGAGAACCAGUACUAGAGAGUUGGCCAGAAUUGCUGAGGGGUUGAAAUCGUUUGCCUGGGAUUUUUAUCAUCACAAAGAAAUCACAUGUUCAUCUUGAAUUUAAAAAAAAAAUUCACAGUUUAAGACCGCAUACUCUAAAUUGUUGCAUCAUUUACAGCAACACACAUCGCUUUGAAAAUGAGAAGUUGUUUGGCCUCAAGGGCAGGCUUAAUUGAAUUAGGUUGUGAAAUCACUUAAGUGUGCUGUCAUAUUGUUAUGCUAUACUUUUUACAGUCAGUUUAUAUUUUGGUAAUUUAUUUAGUAUAAUGGCAAUUUUGAAAGUUGGCAAACUUACAAUGGCCCUAGUGUGUAGGAAAUUUAUAUCUAGUCUGCAUUAAUCAGUUGAGAUAAUCCUUUGCUCAUUAAAUUAUCAACAGAUUUGUAAUAAAAACCUGGUGUGAUAUAAAAUAUAAUAAAUCUGAAAAUUUAUAACACCUUCCUGAAUAUGAUCUUUGUUUGCCCAACAUCAGUUAAACUCUUCUUGACCUCUGAGUAUAUUUACUUGGAACUAUUUGAUGUCAUGUUCUAGUUUAGGGCAGAAAAAUCCAUUGUAUGCAAGAUGAUGUUAGACACCCACCAUUAAACAUCAUUAAUAUGCACAAUGCCAUAUAGUAAGUAUUGGAAAUAUUGAAAAGAGAAACUUGCAUUCAUAUGGCACGUUUGACAACCUCAUGAUGCUCCAAAGUACUUUAUAGUCUUGGAAGAAUUAUAGUCAGUAAUUCUCAUGUCACAGAAUUAUGAUAAUUGAAUAUUUUUUGUGUAUUGUGUUCAUUAAUAAAUAUUAAAUAGAGAAUUGGGUGAC